Messenger RNA from Penicillium crustosum, 1617 nucleotides. RefSeq names its product sugar porter family MFS transporter. Gene Ontology annotation, molecular function: carbohydrate:proton symporter activity. The transcript has 3 exons. The record is from RefSeq and is a predicted model, not a curated record. Gene Ontology annotation, biological process: carbohydrate transport; transmembrane transport. NCBI's taxonomy places the organism in Eukaryota, Fungi, Ascomycota, Eurotiomycetes, Eurotiales, Aspergillaceae. Bases 1 to 1617 code for a protein of 538 amino acids. Gene Ontology annotation, cellular component: membrane.
AUGGACGCCCUUCGAAUGAGACUGCCUGCUCCCAGGCAAGCAAAGCUGGAGAAGCAAUCCACGGUCAGACCAAAUUCAGACCCCGUGGAACAGUCAUUGGAAGCCACAUUCGCCUCUCUAACGAAAGCCGAAGCUCCAUGGUAUCGAGUUGCGAGUCGCAUCAAGUUAUACAGCCUAUUGUUCCCGGCAGCAGUAAUGGCCUAUGCAACCAGUGGAUAUGACGGCUCUAUGAUGAACUCUCUCCAGACCGUGUCGUACUGGGAAGAUUAUUUUGGGAACCCAGAAGGGUCACAGCUCGGUUUGAUGAGCGCCAUCAUGGCACUGGGUAGUAUCUGCUCCACGCCGUUAGCCCCGCUAGCUGCAGAUACCUGGGGUCGGCGAUGGGGGAUCACCAUCGGCAGCAUCAUUAUGGCGAUUGGGGCCAUAAUUCAGUGCGAAAGCAAGAACUACGACACUUUCGUGGGCUCACGAUUCCUUUUGGGAUUCGGAUUAACUUUCUGCACGACCGCUGCCCCGAGUCUGGUCGCCGAGCUAUCCCAUCCAAAGGAGCGUCCGACGAUCACGGCUAUCUGUAACACAUGCUGGUACCUAGGCAGCAUCAUAGCGGCAUGGGUCACAUUCGGUACUCGGAACAUCCCUAGCACCUGGUCUUGGCGGAUCCCUGCGCUACUCCAGAUAGUACCAAGCGCGCUGCAACUGUCAACCAUCUGGCUGCUACCGGAAUCUCCGCGGUGGCUAGUUUCACACGAUCGGGCAGAAGAAGCACUGGAAGUCCUAAAAAGGUAUCAUGGUGAUGGCCGUGCCACUGAGUUGGUCAUGAUGGAAUAUCAAGAGAUACGAGAAGCAAUCGAUCAGGAGAAAGUGUCCGAACAAACCACUUGGAAGUCGAUGGUCCAGUCCAGUGGGAACCGCUAUCGUAUCUCUCUUGUUUUCUGUAUGGGCCUCUUCUCACAGUGGUCCGGCAACGGUCUUGUUUCAUACUACCUAUCUCAAGUGCUCAACACAGUUGGCGUGAAGAAUAAAGACACUCAGUCCUUGAUCAAUGGAUUGAUCAACAUCUGGAACUGGGCGAUCGCCCUCUUCGCUGCGAAUAUUACAGACAGAGUAGGUCGCCGACCGCUUUUUCGCAUCUCAACAGUCGGCAUGUUAGUGGUUUUCACCGCAUGGACAAUUGCAUCGGCGCUAUUCGCACAGGAGGGGACCAACGCAGCAGGAAUUGCCGUCAUCGCGCUAAUCUUCCUCUACCAAGCAUGCUAUUGCGUUGCCUUCUCCCCGCUUCCUGUGGCGUACUCGGUGGAAAUCUUGCCUUAUUCGAUCCGCGCCAAGGGGAUGGGGGUUUAUGUAUUUUCGACCAAGGCGGCGAUCUUCGUGAAUCAGUACGUGAAUCCGAUCGGGCUGUCGAGCAUUGGGUGGCGGUUCUAUCUUGUCUAUGUGGUGAUCUUGGUGAUCGAGAGCAUUAUUGCGUAUGGGUGGUUCGUGGAAACUAGGGGCCGAUCCUUGGAGGAGAUCAAAGAGAUAUUCGAUGGAGAGGAAGAAAGUGUUAGGUUGGAUAAGGGCGACGAUGAGACCAAGGAAGUAGUUUCUCAUUCGGAGAAUGUGUCGGCGUCACUUCGAUAG